CCGCCCAACAGCACCGGGCUGCUGCUAGCCGCUAGAAGCUCUUAGCCUGCGACCAGUGCGGACAGAGGAGGAGCUGCGGAUACGGUCGCGAGCUGCCCACCCGGGCGUCCUGGGGACUUCAUUCACGCAGCGUCGCGGGGGUGGCUUUUAGGAGGCCGAUGAUGAUCCUCGAGGAGAGGCCAGACGCCCAGGACGACGGCGAGGACAACGCGCGGCUGCAGGCGGCUGGCAGCGUCCUCCAGGGCUGUGACCCCCUGGCACAGACUCAGCACAGCUGGCUCCAGAGCCAAAGAACCCGGAUCUACCAGCAGAUCAGCAAGGAGCUGCGGAUGCGGACAGGUGCGGAGAACCUCUACAGAGCAACCAGCAACAACCAGGUCCGAGAGACGGUGGCCCUGGAGCUGAGCUAUGUCAACUCCAACCUACAGCUGCUGAAGGAGGAGCUGGAGGGGCUCAGCAGCGUGUUAGACAUGGAGCAGCCCAAGGGUGAAGGUGUCACUGUCCCCAUGAUCCCCCUGGGGCUGAAAGAGACCAAGGAGCUGGACUGGGCCACAUCCUUGAAGGAGCUGAUCUCAGGGCACUUUGGAGAGGAUGGUGCUACCUAUGAGGCAGAGAUCAUGGAGCUGGAGAGCUUACGGCAGGCCAUGCGGACCCCCAGCCGGGACGAAGCAGGCCUGCAGCUGCUCGAGGCCUACUACAGUCAGCUCUGCUUCCUGGACAUGCGCUUCUUCAGCUCUGCUCGGAGCCCUGCCCUGCUCUUCCAGUGGUACGACUCGCUCACGGGGGUCCCAGCACAGCAGCGCGCCCUGGCCUUUGAGAAGGGCAGCGUGCUGUUCAACAUCGGCGCUCUGCACACACAGAUCGGGGCGUGUCAGGACCGCUCCCGCCCAGAGGGUGCCCACCACGCCGCCCAGGCCUUCCAAAGGGCUGCUGGAGCCUUCAGCCUCUUGAGGAAGAACUUCUCCCACGCCCCGAGCCCAGACAUGAGUGCUGCCUCGCUCUCCACACUGGAGCAGCUCAUGGCUGCCCAGGCCCAGGAGUGCAUCUUUGAGGGCCUCUCACUGCCAGCCCAUGCCACUCCCCACCACUGCCUGGCCCAGGAGGCUGCCCAGGUGGCAGCUGAGUACAGGCUUGUGCACCGGGCCAUGGCCCAGCCUCCUGUUCAAGACUAUGUGCCCCCAUCCUGGACCACCCUGGUGCACGUCAAGACCGAGCACUUCCACGCGUUGGCCCACUACCACGCUGCGGUGGCCCUCUGUGACAGCUCCCCUGCAGCAGAAGACAAGCUUCCCACGCCUGAGCAGGUCUUGCAGCCCCCGCACUCCCCUGAGCCGCAAGGUCCUCCACUGCCGCAGCAGCCAGAGGAGCGCAGGAAGCUCGCCAAGGCCCACCUGAAACGCGCCAUAUUGGGCCAGGAAGAGGCGCUGCGGCUACAUGCUUCGUGCCGCGUCCUGCGCACAGUGGACCUGCUACAGGCCGUCGUGGCCCAGGCCCUGCGACAUUCACUGGCCAAGUACUCGGAGCUUGAACGUGAGGAUGACUUCUUUGAGGCUGCCGAAGCCCCCGACAUCCAGCCUAAGACCCACCAGAAGCUAGCAGUCAGGCCGUCUAGCCUGUCACAGAUGAAAGUGGCUGACAUCUUCCACCGGCUGGGGCCCCUGUCUGUAUUUUCAACCAAGAACCAGUGGCAGUUGGUGGGACCCGUCCACGUGACCCGAGGAGAGGGUGGCUUCGGCUUCACGCUCCAGGGAGACUCACCGGUCCUCAUCGCUGCUGUGGUUCCCGGGGGCCAGGCUGCGGCAGCUGGCCUGAAGGAAGGGGACUACAUCGUGUCAGUGAAUGGGCAGCCGUGCAAGUGGUGGAAGCACGCAGAGGUCGUGGCGCAGCUGAGGGCUGUGGGGGAGGCAGGCGUGAGCCUGCAGGUGGUGUCCCUGCUGCCCAGUCCCGAGCCACGUGGCACGGGAGACCGCCGGCCGGGUCUGCUGGGCCCAGGGGGACUUCUGAAGAGCCAGAGAAAGUGUGGUUUUGAGACACCAGCCCCCAUGCACGCCAGCCCCUUGCCCCUCCUUGGCUGGAGCCGCAAGGCCAAGUGGUACAAGACAGGGGGCCGUCUCCAACCCGGCCCUGGUGGGGACUCUGGCACCUGCCCCUGAAGCAGGUGUGCCCUGUGCCCUCCAAGCACCCCGGGGGCCAUGAGGGCCAGUGCUUACAUGGUUCCAGUGGCCAGGAGUGGCCUGUGCAUUCUGUCCCGCACUUUGGAUAACCUUCAGGCUACGCCUGCUCUGCUCAAGGUGCCCAUUAAAGACUAUGGUCAGGCAAGGUGGGUGUGAGCCCAGUGCUGGGGAUGGUGGCAUUUCACCCAUACCGGAAGUACCCCAGUGCCCUCUGGGUGUAGUGCUCAGGCCACCUCUCUGGAAGGUGCUGCCCCCUACACCCGGCCCCUUAACGCCCCUCCCAUGCUGUGCGCCACCCACACCCUGCCUCAGGGCCCACUCUGCAAAGGCUGAGCUGCUUGGUGGAUGGUGCUCCUGCCAAGCUCCCCUCAACCCUGGCUGGACCCAGCUCACCUCCCUGCUGGCCAGCCCCAUGCACAGGGUCCCAGCCAAGGCCUGCCCCAUGCAAUGUUUUAUUUUACCCUCCCUGUUCUUGCCCAAGAGACCCCAGUGUUGAGGUCCUGCGUCUCCUGCACCUGCGGUGCUGCCAUACGCAUGACCCCAAGGCCGUCGGCAAAAGCACUGUCCCCAGGAGCCCCAAAGAGAGCAAAGAGAAGGGCUUCCUUGGAGGGAGUCCUGAGCUGCACAGAGUGGGACCCACAGGAGGGCCUCUUCUUGGGCUGAGGAUGGAGACUGUGCUGACCAGGUAUUGUCCCUCUGGCCACCAGGGGGCAGUCACUGCCCACUCAUGCGACCAUAGGAAGCCUGCGAUCUUCCACCAGUCCUGGAUCUGGGGAACAGACUCAGGAAAGUAGGGCAGACCCCUCCCUAGUCAGAGACCCCCCUCUUUUAUCCAGUCCUUGCACAGGGCUCCCCACCCAGUUAGGCGCAGCCAGCUCUGUGCCCUGGCUCUGGUUCCGUGGUCCAGGCCCUACUGUCCGUUAUCCCCUGCCCACUUCGGCAUUGACGUCAGGGUCCCAGGGGAGUGAAAGAGUCGGGUGAGAGUGUGUGGGGAAGUGCAGAGGUGAGUGUGGGGUGGGGUGAGAGUGUGAGGUGAGGCGGGACGGGUGAGGAGGGAAGGCCCACAAGUCAGAACCCAGCCACGGCCACGGGUUCCAUGCAGCGGGAGGGAAGGGCCCACCAGCCCGAGCCUGGGAAUGAGGCUCCAGGUGUACCAGCCUCCCGUGGGCCUCCUGGGAGAAUCCCCAGCUCAGCAGAUUGGGCCAAGGUCAGGCAGGUCUCCUCGGUGCUUAUUAAUUUGAUGAAUAAAACUGUGCAUCAAGGAGGCCA
This is a messenger RNA of Chinchilla lanigera (long-tailed chinchilla), 3443 nucleotides long. RefSeq names its product rhophilin, Rho GTPase binding protein 1 (gene Rhpn1). Gene Ontology annotation, molecular function: protein binding. Gene Ontology annotation, biological process: negative regulation of stress fiber assembly; signal transduction. The coding region runs from base 159 to 2153 and encodes 664 amino acids. The transcript has 15 exons. The record is from RefSeq and is a predicted model, not a curated record. Lineage: Eukaryota; Metazoa; Chordata; Mammalia; Rodentia; Chinchillidae.